AUGAGCACUACAGACACACCCAGUCCUUCACCUGAGUUCCAAUCUGGACAAGAUCAAGUCUGCAUCCCUGUGAUGUCUGUACCACUCUUACUUCUGGCUGCAUCAACCGUAAUCCUGACAGUUAUACUCAUCAGUUGGUUUUACAGGUCAUUAAGAAUUAAUAAAAAGAAUUCUGACCUCCAUGUCCUUAUAACAGGAUGUGAUACAGGAUUUGGAAACAGGUGUGCCCGAAGACUGGACCAGCUAGGGUUUCAUGUCUUUGCUGCAUGUCUUACGGCAGAAAAAGUCCAAGAGUUGACAGAAUCCUGCUCUGAGAAUCUGCUAGCCCUGCAAAUGGAUGUUACAGAUGAGGCCAGUAUACUAGAGGCUUUGAAAACUGUCAAGAAACAUUUACCUCAAGAUAAAGGCUUAUGGGCUGUCAUAAAUAAUGCUGGAAUAAUGGGAGCACCUGUUGUUUGUGAGUGGCUGAAUAAAUCUGAUUACCAGGCAACAAUUGGAGUCAACUUCCUAGGAAUGAUGUCUGUAACAAACGCUUUUCUUCCUCUGGUGAGGAAAGAAAGAGGCCGCAUUGUCAACAUGGGAAGUACCGCUGGCCGCCUGGCAAUAUUACCAGCUUCAUACUCGGUAUCCAAGUUUUGUGUGGAAGCAUAUUCUGAUUGUCUUCGUCGGGAGGUAUCAGUGAUGGGAGUCAGCGUUCACAUCAUUGAGCCUGGGGGAUACCAGACUAAUAUAACAAAUGCCGACCUUCAUGUGAGCUCUAUCAGUAAAAGAUUCAGUGAGUUGGACAGUGAGGUCCAGACAUUUUAUGGAGAAACGUACAAAAAGAAGUUGAUGGACACAAUCUCGCUCUCAUGCAAAAUUCUGUCAACCAGCAACAUCGAUGAAGUUGUUGAUGCCUACAUUCAUGCAGUCACAGCCAGAUUCCCCAAGAUAAGAUAUGUUGUGGGCCUCAAUGGAAACCUGGUCUUCAGGCCCCUGUGGACUCUUCCCACCUGGCUUGUUGACUUUGCUAUAACUCUCGCUGUUCCAAAACCAGAAGGGCUGAAAUCUGCUUCAUGA
Molecule: messenger RNA, 1059 nt
Organism: Candidula unifasciata
Lineage: Eukaryota; Metazoa; Mollusca; Gastropoda; Stylommatophora; Geomitridae
Source: the annotation of a GenBank genome assembly